AUAAAUUUGAGAAAGUAUAUCCUCUUUCUAAAUACGAGAAUAGUACUGAAAAUAUUCAAAUAAAGAACGAACAAUCAUUAUCUGAGACAACAACAGAAGGAGGAACAUUCGAACAAGAUCUGGAAGUAAUCGAAGGAAGCCAAGAGAUAGAUAAUUUCGAACAAUAA
Ambispora gerdemannii is the source of this 167-nucleotide messenger RNA. NCBI's taxonomy places the organism in Eukaryota, Fungi, Glomeromycota, Glomeromycetes, Archaeosporales, Ambisporaceae. The record is from the annotation of a GenBank genome assembly.